AUAAGCCUUCUCUUUUUUCAUCCCACCUCAGCCCAGUAUGCUUAUUACCAAGGAGAACAGAAAGGCUAUCUACGAGGCUCUUUUCAAGGACGGUGUUUUGGUCGCCCCCAAGGACUACAACCUCCCCAAGCACCAGGACAUUGAUGUCCCUAACUUGCAGGUCAUCAAGGCUAUGCAAUCCUUGACCUCCCGCGGUUACGUCAAGACUCAGUUCUCUUGGCAAUACUACUACUACUCUCUUACCAACGAGGGUAUUGACUACCUCCGCGAGUUCUUGCACCUUCCCACUGAGAUCGUCCCCGCUACCCUCAAGAAGGCUGCUCGUCCCGCUGCUCCUCGUCGUCCUGCUGGUGAGGGCCGUGAAGGUUUCCGUCGCGAGCGCGAUGACUACCGCCGCAAGGAGGGUGCUUCUGGUGAAUUCAAGCCAGAGUUCCGUGGUGGUCUCGGUAAGUCCUUGUUGUAAUAUGUGGACCUAGCUGUGUUUGAUUAUUCUAAU
Molecule: messenger RNA, 496 nt
Organism: Umbelopsis ramanniana AG
Lineage: Eukaryota; Fungi; Mucoromycota; Umbelopsidomycetes; Umbelopsidales; Umbelopsidaceae
Exons: 5
Coding region: 38-463 (141 amino acids)
Cellular component (GO): cytosolic small ribosomal subunit
Molecular function (GO): RNA binding; structural constituent of ribosome
Source: RefSeq, a predicted model, not a curated record